AUGGAUAUGGAACAUGUCAUAGAAGAUGAUUACAUGAUUGAUGAGCUUGAUAGUGGGGCAGAUGAAGAUAGUUAUGAUGACAGGCCUGCAAUGAUUAUGUUUAAUAAAGAGGAAACACUUAGAAAUAAUUUUACAUUCAAGGCAGGAAUGAAAUUUUCAUCUCUGAAUAAAUUUAAGAAGGUUAUACUGGAACACAAUGUAUUAAAUGGUAAUGAGGCAUGCUUUGCCAAAAAUGAUGGGUUUAAGUGUAGGGUUGUUUGUAAAGACAAAAAGCAUUGUAACUACAUUGUGCUAUGCAGCUGA
Molecule: messenger RNA, 303 nt
Organism: Lathyrus sativus (Indian pea)
Lineage: Eukaryota; Viridiplantae; Streptophyta; Magnoliopsida; Fabales; Fabaceae
Source: the annotation of a GenBank genome assembly